UAUGAUUAGUUUGAUUAGAUACGAUUAUGAAAAUGUUGAAGCGACCGGUGCAAAUUUAAUGAUGAGCUAUUUGGAACCGCUUAUACCUGGCUUUACUGGGAUGAAGUUGAAAGCAAACGAUCGUGAAUUUGAAGUCAUUGGAGGAGAUAAUUAUGAAUAUAAGGACCCGAUUGAUGGGUCUAUUGCUAAAAAUCAGAUGGUUCACGUGUAAUAUUUCGCCUAAGUGGAACUGGUUCUUCGGGUGCCACCAUCCGUCUAUAUGUUGAAUCCUUUGUGGAAGCCUCCAACAUUUAUCAACUACAACUUCCUGCUCAGGAGUUAUUGAAACCUUUGGUUUUAGUUGCACUAGGCAUUUGCAAAAUGGAACAGUUCACUGGACGUACUCAGCCGACCGUGAU
Meloidogyne enterolobii is the source of this 398-nucleotide messenger RNA. The record is from the annotation of a GenBank genome assembly. Lineage: Eukaryota; Metazoa; Nematoda; Chromadorea; Rhabditida; Meloidogynidae.